Molecule: messenger RNA, 2795 nt
Organism: Folsomia candida
Lineage: Eukaryota; Metazoa; Arthropoda; Collembola; Entomobryomorpha; Isotomidae
Gene: DppIII
Product: dipeptidyl peptidase 3
Exons: 17
Coding region: 169-2622 (817 amino acids)
Cellular component (GO): cytoplasm
Molecular function (GO): dipeptidyl-peptidase activity
Source: RefSeq, a predicted model, not a curated record
GUGCCACCACCACCACUUUCUUGGCGUGGUACUGACUCAAUCAAAUUUAUUUGCAAUCCGCACUACUUUUUUCUUUCUUUCUUGUCAAAUAACAAAACAACACCGGUAACUUUAUUCCCAAUUAGUUAGUUUAGUCCGAUUUUAGGGUGAACAAAAUCUAAACUAUAAAUGCAAGGUCGCUUGUUGUCCCUGCUUAGAAAUAGUUUAGUUCAAGUAGCGAAACAGCAGACCCGGCAGACAAGCUAUCCAAAUCAAAGCUAUUUGUAUCAUAAUAAUCGUCGUCACAGCUCCUCAACUCUCCAAUUCUUUAGAAACUACAGUCACACUACAAAUUCCGAUAGCAGUGUCCCACUCGCGCGACCAAAGCCUGAUCCUGCUACACCCACAAACACAUUCAUCUCACCCCUACCUUUGAGAAACAAAGCAGAACAGGAGGACAAGGCGACCUCUAAAACUGCUAUUAUGGUAGACAAGGUCAUGAAGCACUACAUUCUUCCUCUCGACCAACCCGUCGUCUCGCUCGACUGCAGCGAGGCAUUCGAGGGUCUCUCGCAGAAAGAGAAGCUAUAUUCUCACUAUCUCAGCCAGGGUGCCUGGAUUGGAGGACUCGUCGUCUUGGUUCAGACCUCGCCCGAGUCUCCCGUCAUUUUUUCCUUGUUGCACGACUUGUUCAAGUCCAACGGGGUGGAAGGACUCAGGUCCGUGGCCAUCGGGGAGUGCAAUUUUACUGAGGAUGAGUGGAAGGCUCUCACAGUCUACACAAGUGGCAUUUUUGCUUCAAUGGGGAACUAUAAAGGGUUUGGUGAUACCAAGUUCAUCCCCGGGGUUCCGUGUGAUAAGCUUUCUGUACUCUUAAACAAGGCAAAGUUUCUUGGAAUGGGAGGAAAAGAUAUUGAAGCUAAAUGGGAGUACGUCAAGGAUAAGAUGUAUACAUUGGGGGAUCGAGAAAAGCAGUUGGGCCUGGGACAGAAGGGAGUGACCACAUACUUUUCUGCCAACUGUAGCAAGGAAGACUCUGAGUUGGUCCAGCGGUUUUUGAAGAAGGAGAAACUUGAAGCCUGGAAUACAAGGUGUUUUAAGAUGGUUGACGGGGCGUCCCCAUUGUAUGAGAUUCGAAGUGCUUCCUCUGAACUCGACGAAGGUCCUCCAAAGAUAUUUGAAUUUGAAGGUGCUAAUAUCCGACUGACGAAAGGAGACUACGCUCCCCUUAUGGCCCUCACUGCCGAGUACUUGGAAAAAGCAAAGGAGUUUGCAUCCAACGACACGGAAAAGAGCAUGCUCGAGUGCUACGCCAAAAGUUUUCAAGGGGGCAAGGUGGACAUGCAUAAGGAAGGGUCCAGAUUCUGGAUUAAGGACAAAGGACCCGUCAUCGAGACAUAUAUCGGAUUCAUUGAGACGUAUCGUGAUCCGACCGGAGUUCGUGCUGAAUUUGAAGGCUUUGUCGCCGUGGUGAAUAGAGAGACGUCCAAAAAGUUUGGCAAAUUGGUUGACCAUGCCUCUGAAUUUUUAAAAUUACUCCCUUGGCCGAAAGAGUUUGAGCGUGAGACCUUUAUGAAACCGGAUUUUACUUCUCUUGACGUUCUGAGCUUUGCUGGAAGCGGCAUCCCCGCUGGGAUUAAUAUCCCAAAUUAUGAUGAAAUUCGCCAGAAUGAGGGAUUUAAGAACGUGUCAUUGGGCAAUGUUAUCCCGGCCAGUUACAAGGAUAGUGUGAUCCCAUUCUUAUCCGCAGCGGAUAAGGAGAUGCUAGAAAAAUACAGAGUUCCUUCCUUUUCGGUCCAAGUUGCUCUUCACGAACUCCUCGGCCAUGGUUCUGGGAAGUUGCUCAAGAAGAACGAUGACGGGACUCUCAACUACUCUCCAGACUUGAAGAAUCCACUGACUGGGCAACUGAUUGAACGCUGUUACGACCACAACGAUACGUACGACUCCAUCUUUGGCGACAUGGGAUCUGCAUUCGAAGAAUGUCGAGCGGAAUGUGUCGGGAUUUUGCUAUCGUUGGAUAAAACAAUUUUAAAAUUGGUCUUUGGCUAUGAGGGUGAGGAAGCGGAUGACAUCAUUUACAUUAACUGGCUGUCCAUGAUAUAUGCGGGGGGUGCCAAAGCUCUGGAAAUGUAUCAACCGGACACAAGCCAGUGGAUGCAGGCUCAUUCCCAAGCUAGAUUUUCUAUCCUGCGCGUUCUCGUCGAGGCUGGAGAGGGGUUGGUUCAUGUGGAGGAGACGGUGGGCUCAGAUGGGAAACCAGACUUGCUCAUCACUUUGGAUCGGAGUAAAAUUGACACCGUAGGUCGAAAGGCCAUCAGCGACUAUCUCCUCAAAAUCCAGGUGUACAAAGCUACGGCCGAUAUCGAGUCAGCUCGUGAAAUGUUUGGCAAGUUAACUGCGGUUAAUAACGAGGGGAAAUACCCAUGGGCUAGCUGGAGGGAAAUUGUGAUGGACAAGAAGCAGCCAAGAAAAUUUUUUGUUCAACAUAAUACUGUCGCCGAGGGUGAGACUGUGAGUCUGAAAAACUAUGAGACCACGCCCGAGGGGAUGAUCCAGUCCUGGAUUGAACGCUUCCCCGACAGCAAGGCCGUCUAUAAAGCUCUCGACUACAAUUGGCUCAAAGACAAGCACCACUUUUAAGUGAUCAAAAUAGAAUAAGUAUAUUCUGUAAUUGGGGAUUCUAAUAAGGACAUGUUUCCAUACCCUUGUCAUUAUUAUUACAUCUACAUUAAAUUUAUCUACGAGCUACAUCAAAUUAAGCUGUUUGUACUUUCUAAUGAUUGUUACACAAUAAAUCGCGUGAUGAUAAAAUA